CACCUACCACAUCUGUUUUUGACAGACGCUCACACUGACGAAGCCAGGGGAGAAUAUACCACAUUUCUGAUGGUUUAGAACAAUGCCACCAUGGGACUAAAGACCUUAUGCUAUCAAGCACAUUUCAAAAAGCCGGUAAAAUACAUCACAAGAUAUUGUCAGCGAUGUAUGAGUGUGGCAUUUGCAGAAGAAUCGAGAACCAACACUUCUACUUCACAGAAAAUCAAGCCUUUCAAAGACAUACCUGGACCCAAAGGCCUGCCUUUUCUUGGAACAAUCUUACAUUAUAGAAAUGGUCCAUUUCGGAAAUUUACUGUAGAUAGGUAUCAAGAUGCACUGAUUUCUCGCUACAAGGAAUAUGGACCCAUUGUCAAGGAAAACAUAGCAGGUGUGACCUCAGUUCGAGUCUUUGACCCCGAUGAUGUCAGAACAGUUUUCCUGAAUGAGGACAAACAGCCACAUGUGGCCCCACUUCUGGACACAACAAAACAAUACAGGGAACAAAGGGAUCUUUCACCAGGACUCGGAAACACGAAUGGAGAGGAGUGGUACCGAUUGCGGAGCGCCGUUCAGCAGAUGAUGAUGAGGCCGAAGGCCGUCACUGUUUAUCUCCCCCUGGUGGAGGAAGUGGUGGACGAUUUUAUCCAACGAAUAAAAAAGAUCCGGAACAGUAAAGGGGAAAUAGAAAACUUCAGACAGGAGGCAGCAAAAUGGAACCUGGAAUCCUCUGGGAUGACCUGUUUUGAGACCCGCCUUGGUUGUUUAGAAGACACCCCCUCUUCACAUAUACAGCGUAUGAUUUCCAGUAAUAAUGCCAUAUUUGAACUGUCAACAAAGAUCAACUUCUCUGUGCCUUUCCACAAAGUCCUCACAACAAGGCUGUGGCAGUCCCUUCUUGAUGAGGAGGAUUAUUUCUUCAGGAAUGGUCAGAAGCUGGUGGAUGACACGGUUGGGAGGAUCGACCACCUGAGGGAGGAGGGGAGGCUGGGGGAGGGAAAGUACAACUUCCUGUUGUAUCUCCUGUCCAGAAAGGAACUGUCCUUCAAAGAUGUCAGCAUAAUUACUCUGUCACUGUUUGGGGAUGGACUUAAUACAACUGUGCCAACAUUGAUAUUUGCAAUGUACUGCAUAGCCAAAAAUCCAGAGGUUCAACAUAAAGCUUAUGAAGAAGUCCGAGAUGUUCUGAAGGACGGAGGGCCUAUAACUGGAGAACACAUCAACAGAAUGACUUACCUCAAAGCUUGUGUCAAGGAGUCACAAAGGAUCCUGCCCAUUGGCCUAGAAAUUAAGAGGAUUCUGAAGAAGGAUUUAGUUCUGGGAGGGUAUCUAGUACCAGCUGGGACAAUAGUUGAGCUGGCUCCUUAUGUACACUACAAAUCCCCGGAGUACUUUGUGGACCCGGACCGGUUUGUCCCAGAGCGUUGGCUGAGGGACGGGUCAGCUCUGAACAUCCACCCCUAUCUUCUCACACCAUUUGGACACGGACCAAGGAUGUGUGCAGGGAGAAGAUUUGCAGAACAGGAGCUUUAUGUUCUUUUAUCCAAAAUGUUGAAGAACUUUGAGUUGGGGUAUGAUGGUGACCUUGACAUGAAGUUCCAGGUUUUGAUGGUCCCUGACAGACCUACGACCUUCACCUUUAAAGAAAGGUCAUCCUGAUAGAGUCGGGCCAUUCAAAAUCUGAACACUCUGAUUGGACAAUCCUGGUAGAACAAUAAUGACUUUGAUGAUUGGGCAUUUCAAUAUCAAUCCAAAUAACAUUAUUUUUGUAAAGUCAUGCCAAGAGCUUUCAUUAAUGUGGUGAAAAUUAGUGAUUACAAACUGUAUUCCUUUAGAAGAGUAUUAAAAGUGUUCACAGGUGUACAUUGUAUGUGUUGGAAAAGUUGUUAUCAAUAUUGAUUUUUUUAUUUUAUGCAUUUGAAAAUCAUGCAGCAUUUCCAAGGAAGUAUUGUACAGCGAAGUUGGUUAUGCUACAAUUACUUUGUACUCCUGUGUAUAUACAUGUAUACUGUAGAAACACAAAUUUUCUUGGGGAUCAAAUUUUAUUGAUUUUUUAUUUUAAAUGGUUUUGUAGGCAUUAAAUUUCAUCGUUUCGGAAGUAUCCCAAGUCAAUAAAAAUUCAUGUGAAAAUAAAUUUUGGGUGGGAUUUAAUUUCAUUGAUAAUCGUUUACAAUGAAAUAAACGGAAUUUUUUCCCAAUGAAAUUUUCUGUUUUUACAGUAUUCAAUCCCAUAAGCAACAAAAGUCUUUUUCAAUUAUGUUAAUAUUCACAUUUUAAUAAAAAUAUAAUUGGCUCACCAUUGAUUAAGCAUUGUGCACAAGUAGUCAAGAAAAUGAAACAUAUGAUAUCCUGCGGCAAUUUUUUUAUUGGUGCCUUUUUUAUGUGACCUUGACUGUCAUGUAAUAUGAUAUUGGGUAUUAAUUAAAUAAAUAACAAGAUUGGCAAUAUACUGUUUGCAUAUAUAUUCCUUUUAUUCUUUUAAAAUAAAUGUUAUUAUAGAUUCAUAUA
This is a messenger RNA of Saccostrea cuccullata (small rock oyster), 2505 nucleotides long. Its product is annotated as probable cytochrome P450 CYP44. The record is from RefSeq and is a predicted model, not a curated record. Bases 91 to 1656 code for a protein of 521 amino acids. The transcript is spliced from 9 exons. NCBI's taxonomy places the organism in Eukaryota, Metazoa, Mollusca, Bivalvia, Ostreida, Ostreidae. Gene Ontology annotation, molecular function: oxidoreductase activity, acting on paired donors, with incorporation or reduction of molecular oxygen; monooxygenase activity; heme binding.